CCACCAUCGAGCAAAAUAAACAGCUAGCCUACAUUUAAAAGUCCUACACUAGCAAAAUGGCCUCAGCCCAAUGCUGUAAACCAGUUGAGAAAACAUGCAGUCAAGGGCAGCAGCAAAACCACUCACUAGGACAAAAGGUGUCUGAAAUGGUUGGCUCUGUCUUCAAGAAAGAUCAGACUCAUUGCUCUGGCCAAACUACCAUUUCUAGUGGCACUAACAAUGGCCAUGGCAAAGCCAAGAAUCACACCACGUGCAAUAGGCAAGAAGGUCAAGGCCAUGCCCAUGAACUGUCUGGAACUGCUACUUGUGAUACAAACUGCAACAGAAAGACCAGGAGGCACAAUGGAGAGCACAAGAGGAGGGGUCUGCUGCAGAAGAUCAAAGAUGGCAUUUCUGGCAAUAGUGACAGUGACAGCAGCUGCAGCGAGAGCGACAGUGACGAUGAGAAGUGUGGAAGGAAGAAGAAUUAAGAAGUGGAGCUACAGGCUAUAUAUAUAUAUAUAUGGUGUGGCAUGAUCAAAUCAGAAGAAUAAUUGUCUCUCCUAUACUAAAUAAAAUAAUGGAAAAUAAGAUGGUAUGCCAAUGGGGCGUGCAUCUGCUCUAAUAUCACUACCAAGAAUUACUGCACGUACCUCAUUGUAUCUUAUUUAUGAGUAAAUAAAACUUCUAAUUAUUUAUAAGUA
Molecule: messenger RNA, 683 nt
Organism: Ricinus communis (castor bean)
Lineage: Eukaryota; Viridiplantae; Streptophyta; Magnoliopsida; Malpighiales; Euphorbiaceae
Exons: 2
Coding region: 57-470 (137 amino acids)
Source: RefSeq, a predicted model, not a curated record